ACCAGGAAGCGAGCGGAGAGGAAUCUGAAUGAUAGAAGAAUCACAACAGUAGGUCUGACAGCACCGCACCGUCCGCCGGAGCCGAAACACGCCUCUGCACUGUCCGCCUGCCGCUGCUCUUCACGUCGGCCAUGUCUCGGAGACCCAAAGAGGAGUAUUACCGCUUCUUCAGCGUCACCGAGCCGCGGACACACGAGAAGGGACACACCGAGUACAAAGUGACAGCAAGGUUUGUGUCAAAGCGACACCCAGAAGACGUGAAGGAGGUGGUCGUGUGGAGGAGAUUUUCGGAGCUGAAGAAGCUCCACGGGGAGCUGGCCUACACGCACAGGAACCUGUUCAGAAGACAGGAGGAGUUUCCACCAUUCCCACCCGCACAGCUCUUUGGCAGGUUUGAUGAGGCUGUGAUAGAGGAGAGGAGGAAGGCUGCAGAGGCCAUGCUCCUGUUUACCACCAACAUACCUGCUCUCUACAACAGCCCGCAGCUCAAAGACUUCUUCAGAGGUGGGGAGGUCACCAAGCCUCUCGAUCCUUCCCCUCUCGCCUCCGCCUCCCCUCUGCCUCCACCUCUCAUCCCCCUGCCCAAGCGGAGGGCCUCGGACUGCGAGCCCGCCGAGGAGGAGGAGGGGAGGGAGGCUCCCACCUUGCCCCAGGACCUGGGCUCCAACUUGGGCUUGGAGCUGGGCGAGCCGGAGGUGGCAGUGGAGGCUUACAGCGAGAUGGGAGGCUCUCCGACAGAAGAAGAGGAAGAGAGAGAGGAGCUCAGUGACACAGAGCUGGAUAACAGAGUGUCGUCUCCUGACCUGCGUCCAGCCACAACCCACCAAUCACAAGAGGCCCAGGAAGAAUUUGACUCGCUGUUUGACUCCGUGGCAGAGGAGCACGUCCCGUCCCCCCGGGAGAGAGGUCCGCCCCCGCUGUCUGAUAAUGACCUGGCUAUCUUUGAUCCCUGUAGCAAACAAGACUCAUCCAAUUCCUCCAGCGACCACUCGGAACUGUUCUCCCUGCCGGUAACCAACCCAGACAGAGGGGAGGCGGGAUAUUUGAGUCAAGCGGCCGUAGAGCUCACAGCUGCCAUGGAGCGGGAGAAGGAGGGAGAGUUCAGCUCGGCCAUACGUGGAUACCGGACGGCGGUGGAUAUACUGAUCACUGGAGCGCAGGGUGACCCAGAUCCGGUCCGGCGGGAGUCGGUGAAGAGGAGGACCGCCCAGUAUCUGAAACAUGCCGAGAUGUUAGUUGACAGGCACUCGUCGCCCACACACACUAAUACACACACGCCCUCACACACACAUGCACAGGACCCGUAGAUGCAUGUACACGCACACGGAUACACACACAGAAACACACUUAUACAGAGGCAUACACAUAGAAACACACCGCCACAGCUUGUAAUUGAGCACACCCAUCCACCAGUGGACACAUAUAAAAUCAGAUCAAAGAUAAAUAAACUCAGGGUUGUGGCAUACACAUACACACACACACACACACACACACAUCACACAGACACACUCUCAGGGUAACAGUUCACACAUAGACACGCUUACAAAUGCACAGAUUGGUCUAUAGAUGUACACCCACAUGGCUACACUAAGGACAAUAAUACACAUAAUAAUGAAAAUACACACUCAUUCAGGUACAACAGGAGAAUACACCAGCAUACAUACUAACAGAGACACACACACACACACACAUACCUGAGGUGCACAUCAGCGCUCUAUGACAACAUAUUGUGUGUUGUUAUUUUAGUUGCCUUUAGAUUUGUGAUCUGUGAUUUUGAAAAGCUAAAAAUCUGGAAACUCAAAGUGACUGUCAACAGAUCGGACUGGAAGAGUUCAUGUAAACGUUUUUUUCAUCUCCCUCUCUCUUACUCUGCUAACUGAAGUCGUGUUUAACACUUUAUCUUACUAAAGGUUUUUAUGUUGAAUAUUGUAUGUAUAUCAGUAAUUUGCACAAAUGAUUGUUAUUUUGUUUUGUAAAUAAAUGAGAUUUAAG
This is a messenger RNA of Myripristis murdjan (pinecone soldierfish), 1992 nucleotides long. It is a transcript of the gene snx15, whose product is annotated as sorting nexin 15. The coding region runs from base 132 to 1307 and encodes 391 amino acids. Lineage: Eukaryota; Metazoa; Chordata; Actinopteri; Holocentriformes; Holocentridae. Gene Ontology annotation, molecular function: phosphatidylinositol binding. The transcript is spliced from 7 exons. The record is from RefSeq and is a predicted model, not a curated record.